AUGUCGAACCCAACGGAGCAGGCGCUGCUGCAGAUCGCACAGCAGAUCGAGCGCGCCGUCGAUGACGAAAUCGACCGCAUCGAUCAGAUGGACGACGACGAAAUUCUCGCAAUUCGUCAGAAAAGGCUGAAGCAACUGAAGGAAAUUCAGGCCCGUCGUGACGAGUGGCUCCGCAAGGGGCAUGGGCAGUACCUAGAGGUUGCGGAGGCGAAGGAGUUUUUCGAUAACGUGCAGAGCUCGGAGCGGAUUGUUGUCCAUUUCAUGCGCCGCAGUACCCCUCGCUGUGAAAUCAUUGAACGGCAUCUGCGCACGAUUGCCCACGAGCACUUUGAGACUCGGUUUUGUUAUGUUGACGUUGAGCGCAUUCCGUCUCUCCCAGAACGCUUCAACGUGAUGAUGCUUCCAACCUUAAUGCUUGUGGAGAAGGGACAUACAUUCCACAGCAUCAUCGGCUUCGACGAGUUUGGCGGGACCGACGAUUUUACUACCGAUACAGUUACCCAGGUUUUGGGCCACUACGGUAUGAUCAAUGACAAGGGGAUGUUUGCUGCGGACCAGAAUGACGAAUAG
Molecule: messenger RNA, 570 nt
Organism: Leishmania mexicana MHOM/GT/2001/U1103
Lineage: Eukaryota; Euglenozoa; Kinetoplastea; Trypanosomatida; Trypanosomatidae
Product: ATP binding protein-like protein
Exons: 1
Coding region: 1-570 (189 amino acids)
Biological process (GO): microtubule cytoskeleton organization
Cellular component (GO): cytoplasm
Source: RefSeq, a predicted model, not a curated record